Eucalyptus grandis is the source of this 8969-nucleotide messenger RNA. Its product is annotated as disease resistance protein RPV1-like. Gene Ontology annotation, molecular function: protein binding. The transcript has 7 exons. The record is from RefSeq and is a predicted model, not a curated record. Lineage: Eukaryota; Viridiplantae; Streptophyta; Magnoliopsida; Myrtales; Myrtaceae. Bases 799 to 2553 code for a protein of 584 amino acids.
UACAAUCUUCCGCAGUGUAAGAUCUCGAUCCCAAUUUUCGAGCGGGGAUUUGUUAACGACAAAUCGGGCCUUCGCGAGCUUGUUCACAUGUGGAAAUGCAAGAGAAGCAGCGGGCAAAUAGUGUUGCCCAUAUUUGAUGAAGUGGGACCCUUGGAAGUGCAACUUCUUGAAGGGGAAUCUAUAGAAGAAUUCUCUAGACUUGAAGGUCGGGUGGACGAAAUGGAACUAGGGGAAUGGAGAAAAGCGCUCGCCGAAGUGGGUUCCUUGAGAGGAUGGGAAGCAGAGAAAUUUGCCUAUGGGAAGAAAGGAGCAUUGCUUGAACUAGUUGUCGCACGAGUUGUGAGCUUGUUGAAAACAACUUUCAAGCAUCCCAUAGAGUUGGUUGGAAUUGAUGAUUAUGUGAAAUAUAUUAUGAGCUCAAUAGAUCCUAAAUAUAAUGAUACAAGAAUUAUCGGAAUUUGUGGAGUGCGUGGAAGCGGUAAGACAACUCUUGCUAAGGUCCUGUGGAACAAUCUCUCUGGUGAUUUCGAACAUCUUAGCUUUGUACGAAAUAUUCGAGAAGUAUCACUACGCAUGGGUAUUGAGUACUUACAAGACCAGCUCAUUUGUGAUAUACUAAGAAGUCCACAUAUAGUGUCUAAUGUCGACAAGGGAAUCGGCAUUACUAAAUCUCAAUUUUCAAGUAAGAAAGUCCUCGUUAUUCUUGAUGACAUGGAUGAUGAUAUUCACUUAAAUGCCUUGGUCGGAGAUGGUAAUUAGUUAAAAGCUGGGAGUAUAGUCAUAAUAACUACAAGAAACAUGAGUAUUCUUGAUAAGGCCAAUGCAGACCCCAAGUACAAACUCAACGAGUUGACUCGGUAUCAAGCAUUGACCUUAUUUAGUAGACAUUUAUUUGGAAAGGAUUCUCCUCCCGAGGCUUAUAAGUCUCUAUCCUGGGAUGUCGUAUCUGGUAUAAAGAGGAUUCCCCUAAUUGUUGAACAUAUAGGUUCAGCCUUCCGCCAAAAGAGAGAAGAACUAUGGAAAGAUACAUUUAAGAAAUUAAAGGACGAUGUGUAUAACAAUAACCUGCAAGACCUGCUGCAUAUAACUUACGAAAGUUUAGAUCAUGAGCAACAACAGAUAUUUUUGGAUAUUGCAUGUUUUUUCAUUGGAUCAUCCAAACAAAUUCCGACUUAUAUGUGGGAUUCCUGUGGUUUUUUACCAAAGAGGGGGAUUGAAGCAUUGAUCGAUAGUUCCCUAAUUGGAAUUGACAAAGAUGACAAACUAAUAAUGGAUGAUCAAUCGAGAGAUUUUGGAAGGAAAAUUGUUUAUCUAGAACAUCAAGAGGAGUUUCAAUUGCACAGUCGAUUAUGGAUUUAUGAGCAAGCCCUGCAUGUGCUUGACAACAACAAGACGGCAACAAAUGUCAAAGUCCUCAACCUUUCGAGUUGUCCAUUUUCAAGAACUCUUGACUUGUUUGCUUUCAAAAGCUUGGAGAUUUUGAUUCUUGAAAACUGUGAGAAUUUGGAAGAGAUUCAUCCUUCUAUCGAGGAUAGCAAAUCCCUUGUCUCCUUGAAUAUCGGUGGUUGUAGGAGACUGGAGAAGCUACCCAUUGGAGUUGGUAGAUUGGAAGAAUUGAAGGAGCUUCUCAUAAAUGACACUGCUAUACAAGAAAUUCCGAUGUCGGGAGAUGGUUUGAUGAAAUUGGAGACUCUAAAUGCCUCGUGUUGUGGGAGAUUGGAGGAACUACCUGCAGGAGUAGGUAGAAUGGAAAAAUUGAGGGAACUUGUCAUAAAUGACACUGCUAUACGAGAGAUUCCGAUGUCGAAAUGGGGUUUGAAGGAGCUACAUACUCUAAAUGUCUCAGGUUGUAGGAGUCUAGAGGAGCUUCCGAUUGGAGUAGAAGGACUGGAAAAAUUGAGGGAGCUUCUUAUAAAUGACACUGCUAUACGAAAGAUUCCAAUAGGGAGACAUGGUUUUCGAGAGCUAAAGACUAUGUGUGCCUCAUAUUGUGAAGAACUUGCUCAACUUCCAAUACCUUCUAGGUCCCUUUGGUUAUUAACUAAGCUAGAUCUAUCUCAUUCUGGGAUUGAAGAAUUUCCAGAAGGCAUUGUCAAUCUUAGGUCUUUAACUCAAUUGGACCUAUCUUAUUCAUGGGUUGAAAAAUUACCAAGAUCCUUCAAAUCCCUUGUCUAUUUAAGUCAAUUGAACCUAUCUCAUUCAGGGAUUAGAGAAUUUCCAAAUUUCGAGGGCUACAUGAAGUGGUUAACUCAUUUGGACCUAUCUCAUACAGGGAUUGAAGAAUUACCAAAAUCCAUGAACUCCCUGAAAGAGGUAACUCAUUUGAACUUAUCUUAUUUAGGGAUUAAACGGUUACCCCAAUCCAUGGAAGACCUCGUGUCUCUACAACACCUGUUAUUACGAGGAUGUUAUUUGUUAAGACACUUACUUGAUUCAAUCGAAAGGUUGACAUCAUUGACUAAGUUGGAUUUGCAAUCUACAAGAAUUGUGGAGUUACCCCCUGAAAUGCGGAAUAUGAAGAACUUAAAGAUCUUGGGACAUUCGUGGAACUAAUGUAACAAGAUUGCCUGAUUGAUUCAGUUUUGCCCUACCUAAUCUCGAGAUAUGUUGGGAACAAAUGUGAUGUCAUAUGUCUGAUCAAUUCAGAUCAUGUUAUGUUACUCUACAUCUAGAUUUGCAAGCUUCGAUAUCGUGAUGUUGUAUUAGUUGAUUCAUAGUUUUUGAAUGAUUCUUCAAUAUGAUUGAAUUAGAACACAUCACUGUCUCGAAUCACUUGAAGAUUAUGCCAUACUGCUUACUUUUUGAAUCGCCUCUAGGUCAGAUCUCUCAUGUAAAACUACGUGUGAGCUUCUGAUUUUCUGGCCAGACUAAAUAAAAGGAAUAGGGCAUUGCGAGUUUUCAAAGCAAAGAGAAGAAUUGAGACUCGAAGAUCAUAUUCGGCUGAAUUCAUUCGAGAAUCAGCUGAAUUUGUUUUUACCCAGCGUCUAAACCUCAAAAUCCAGACAGCUAUGUUUCAGUGUGUAACCUCAGUGUCUGUGCACAAAAAUCGACUCCCACAUGUGAAAUACAUUCGCGAUAGAUGAACCAUUAGAAACGACUCUUAUGAUGAGACGAGAUCAGUGUCGCAUCGCACAAAUCCUGUGUAUGCUCUUCGCGAAUUCCAUGGAUAAUUCGCACGAUUACCUGUGAAAAAAAUCAGAUUUCUGGGAGGCCGGAAAUAGUAGCAACAGAAGUUUCGAUCAAGAGAAUGUGUCAAACACAGCAUGGAGCUCAGGACAGGAUGGCUGCAGAGGUUCCCUUUAACAUCCCAAGCAUCUCUGCUAGACGAUCUUCUGGGGGGUCAUUUGGGUCUUGGAGCAAGUUGAUGAUGAGGAUGCUGAGAUGGCUUUGAAUGGAAGGGUUUUGUAGGAUGAGUGCUCGAGUCGAGCCGCGUAGCUUAUGUUUUAAGGAUAGCCUGGGCUGGUACUGGUGAGAUUACCAUAACCCCUCAAAUUCAUAGGAUAUACAGUUGGGAAGGGAGGCAUUCCAGCCCAACAUACUCCCAUCCUCGCCUUGCAUAGAUCAUGCCGAAAUGGAAAAUCGAAGUAACAUGCCCACCCGCACAGGAUGAGAAUACUGGUGGUGGGCCAAUGCCGGAACAAUGCUUUGGGCGGCGGCGGCAGCAGUGGCGUUCCACGGUCUUCAAGCAGGGCAUCGGCCUCCAUUCAUCCCAAUUGCGGGUGGGAUUUGGUCUGGAUUGUGGAUUGCUUCUUCAUGCCCCAGGCGAUGCCAAAAAAUGGCUUCGUGAUCGAUGGAGCCGACCUCCCAUGGCCGUGGCUAUGGAGUUCACCGGCCUCAUGUGAUCGUAGAUCUCCAUUGGAAUGAAUCGACAGAGGUGAGAGAUACAAUUUACACGCACAGGCCAUCUUUGAAAUGGAGAAAUCUAUACCCAUCCUCCCCAACUAUUCCUCGGUUAUAAAUUUUGGGGAUGAACUUGGUAGGAGAGAGGCAAUUCACACCAGCAACAUGAAUCUGCGAUGUUGAGAGGGAGGUGAAUCUACGUACGAGCUUGUCGGCGUUGAUGGUGAGUGAGGAUUGCAUUUGAAGAACCGGGUUGGACCCGGAAUGAAUUCUUCCGAGUUCCGUUGUUCGUCGAAGUCCGCUCUCGCAAGAAUCGGUCAAAGAUGAUCGACCGCACGCGGCACCACAUCUGGCUCCAUCAUCGCUGGCUCAACCUUAUCGCAGCUUCGUCGAGAGAAAAAGGGGAGUGAGAAGACCAAGAACCAAGAAGACACGAACCGCCAAUGAAGAAGAAGAAGAAGAAGAAGAAGCAGAUGAUGAAGAAGAAGAGAGGGGAGAAGGGAUCUCCAUUCAGUUCCCAAGAGAGGGAGAGAGAGUGCAAGAAUGGCGGCGAGAAUGAGAGCGAGGCUGUCAUGUGAGCAAAAGAUGAAACCUUUAGAUACGUUUUCUUGGCUCAUGAGAUUAGUUCCAGCAUAAGCACUACCGGACACAGUGGCAGAUUCAUGUUGCUGGUGUGAGAAACUGUGGAACUCUUCCUCAAAAUGGAUGCUUCACAUCUGGUUUCGGCGCACGCAUGCUAAUCACUUGUUUGUUGCCUCUAUAUUCUGUGGUCGAUUUAAUAGCUAUAUCUCCCUUCUAUUAUAAAUCAUUCUGUAAUUCCAUCUCGCUUGUGUGGAUAUAUAGAAAAUUGUUCGGCUGAAUUCUGAUUCCUAGUGACCUAGAUCGGUUUAGCUAAAAUCAAGCGCAUUUGGUUGCCUUGCCCUCUUGCUUCCUUUGAUAUUUCAUCUUAUUGCUAUCUUUGUGUGCAACUUGUCCAUUUGUUUUAGUCUUACCUCAUAAGCGGACAUAUAUAGCGUGUUUCUAGAUGAAGGGUCAGGAUUUAAGAGAUAUUUCAUGAGGUAUGGAGAAGUUUUUUGUGUUGUACCUGCUGUUGUUGGAGCUGUAUUUGGUUGCUUUUGAUUGCUGAUUAGGAAGAAUUCUUGUAUGCUAGAAAUUUAAUGGGUUUAUGAACCCAAUACGGAAAAGAAAGUUACUCUCUCUAACGAAUUACUUGAGCUUUUACGGUAUAGUCACAUAAGCAUAUAGGUGCCAACGAUUGCAUGAGUUCUGAGCUUGUAAAAGGCUAACUGCAAGAUAUCUGAUCUGAUCACUCGUGGCAGUUAAUAAAGAAUAAAAGAAAAAGUUCUCGCUCGUCUGACAGGGAUUGUUUACAACUGGUACAAACAUGAAUUUUGGUGCAGCUAAGAAGAUGAGAACAAUGAAUAAAUCCCAGUCGCAGAGAGUAACAAUGAUGGACUUCCUGUAUUUGAAUGAAUUUCCCUGGGGUUGCCAAACUCAACAGAGGUUCUUAGUUAACAUUGCUUGCUUUAUGCUGGAUUCGGUUGAAGCAAGUUUGUACUCCCUGCUCUCUCUCUCUCUCUCUCGGAUAACUUAAUAGCUCAUAGAUGUGGGACUUCUUUCUAGCACUCGUGAGAUAAGCACACGUUAAAUUUCAUAAGAAGGAUGGCUUAUUACUCCCAACUUGGUCUUGUAGUCCAGGGAUGCAUCACUUCUAGGUUAAGGAGUAGCUUGAAGUUCUGAAUGAUGACUCGCAGCAUGUACUUUUGUUUUUUACUUGCAGCAUGUACUUUCCAAGCACGAAGUCAUUGCUUCUGGAACUUCAGUUCAGUUGGAGAAAACCUGGCCAAAAUCUUCUGGCUCCACACCAAAUGUCAAAGGUCCUCUACUUGAUUUUAGAGAUAACAGCAAAGAGCCUAAUGAGAGGUAACUGGUUCAUAAGUCAUGAUUCCUGAAUAUAAACCCCAAAUACUUGUUAUGUAGCAAGAUAUGAAGUUCAGCUAAGUCCCGUUAACUGUCACAUUGCUACUCUCAUGAUAAGUUGACUUGCAUAUUGUUUGCUAAUUUUCAGCUGUUUGGUAUAGAUUUCAUAGUUAUUUAUUCAGGAUAGUGGUGUCUUCUUGGGGUAGUUAAAGGAGUUCAUCAUCUAUGUUUCUAAUUUGUUUGGUGUAGCUUUUUCACAGUAGAUGCAGCUGUCAAAAAGUGUGUCUCAACUUUUAUGGGCUGUUUGGCAAAUUCUUCAAAGCUGCAGCACCCUCAAAGCUGCAGCAGUCAUAAAAGUUUCUGGAGCAGUGCCUCACCCAGAUUUUCAUUGCGAAUGUGCUUGUGUUAUUGUUGUGGUUUUUGAAGCAAUAUAGUAAUCAUAAGGUGUUGGUCCCACUUUGGCUCUGAGGAAAUGUUUGGUAGCGUUGAAAUAGAUGCAUUUAAUUAAUACCAGUAUAAGGGCACAAACAUAUGUAAGUGCGAGAAGGGAUAGAAGGAAAAAGGAUCUAGUAAGUGGUUAUCAGCUAUUAAGGAGAAGAAAGAAUGGUGAAGAAAGUGAAGAAAGUGGAUAAAUGGUUAUCUAAGAAGAGAUAAGGGGGAAAUUUGCUCAUGUUCAACAAUUAUGGUGACCUUAUGACUAUAAAAAACUGAACUUCUCACAAAGAGCAAAUUAUGGGAUAUUACAGUUCAAUUUGAUAUUUAAAAGCUGCUCACAAGUUUUUAAUGAAUGUAAAGAAAGGUUCUAUGUGGGUGUGUCUUUUGCAAUUUCGAGGUUCAAUGCCUUGGGAUGCUUAUAUCAGGAAAUAGUUACUCAAAGAGUUCCUUAGAGUGUAUUUGAAGAUCCAUGUUCUGUUGUCGCCUAGAAACAGUAGAUAUGAGAAGCAGAAGCCAGUCAAACAAGAAUCAUGAGCCACCCGAAGCAGUCUAAUAGUUUUCAAUGCUGAAAAAGGUCCAGAGUACGAGAAUAUGCUUGUAAUAAUUUGGGAAAUUUUUUAUUAUGCUAAUUCUGUGUCUUGUUUGGUUCACUAAAGUGAAGAUGCAUUAGAGGUUUUAAACGUUGUGGAUGAACUUAUUUUUUAUUAAAGCACCGUCUAUAAUCUGACAUACCUACUGUGGAAGUUUCCUAUUUUAGUGUUUUCUUGAUCCUAUGAAAUCUUGUCAUUUGAGUGUAUAGGUGAUGUGGUAACCUUGUUUGCUUUGUGCAAUCUGUUUCCGUUCAGUCACAGGAAGAUGCAUUAGAGGUUUUAAACGUUGUGGAUGAACUUAUUUUUUAUUAAAGCAGUGUCUAUAAUCUGACAUACCACAUACCUACUGUGGAAGUUUCGUAUCUUAGUGUUUUCUUGAUCCUAUGAAAUCUUGUCAUUUGAGUGUAUAGAUGAUGUGGUAACCUUGUUUACUUUGUGCAAUAUGUUUCCGUUCAGUCACAGGAAGGAGAUUUUAGUAAGGGGAGCAAUUUACGUUAUUCUGUUGUAUUGACUGAGAAUUGCAUUUGCAUAACUACACUUUGUUUUCUUGGAAAAGUUUGUUCAUUUUAUGGAGUAUCUGAAUUGAUUUGCAUAUUGUAUGGAUAGGAACUCUGCUCUAGCUCCUUACGAAGUCUUUUGUCCUGGAUUAAAAUGCUUGUUGGAUCUUUGUCUACUGCAGAUCAGUCGGGUUUUUUUUUUUUUUUUUUUUUGUCUUAUUAGUUAUUGGAGACAAUUAUAAGGAAUUGUGGAGACAUUGUUCAUAUGCAUGUAGCUGAGGGAGAAGUUCUUCAUGAGAUGGUGAAAAUAGUGAAGAAGAAGGUAAGAAAUUUUAAUGCAUUUGGAUGCUGAAAGGUACCUGUUGGCUAAAACUUCAUGGUAUUCCUGAUUCUUUAGCCUGAUAUCCAUGUCAAAGAGAAGAUACUGAUUUUGAUAGAUACUUGGCGAGAAGAUGGCGAGAAGCUUUUGGAGGACCGAGGGCUAGAUAUCCUCGAUACCAUGCUGCCUACCAGGGGUUGCUGCGAGCAGGAGCAGUGUUCCCUCAGAGAGAGGAGGCUCCUGCGCUGGUUUUUACACCUCCACAGACAGAACCUCUUUCAUCAUAUCCGUAAAAUAUCCGCAAUGCUGAUUUCUGGCCAGAGCCAUCUUAGUCUUCUGCUGAGUCUGAGUUUCCCACAUUGAGCUUGACAGAAAUACAGAAUGCACAGAGGAUCAUGGAUGUGCUUGCGGAAAUGCUGAAUGCCAUAGAUGCUGGAAACAAGGAGGGGCUUAGGCAGGAGAUCAUUGUUAACUUGGUAGACCAGUGCUCCACCUGCAAGCAGAGAGUGGUGCACCUUGUAAAUUCAACAUCAUAAGGCUCAGAUGCCCUUUUUGCUGAAUGUAUUUUGAUGCUUGUCAUCUUCUCCAGCUUUCCUUUUUGGUGUUUAAAUACUCUUGCUACCAUGUCCAUAGGUGGGACAUUUUAGUGGUUGUCCUUUUUCUUCAUUUGGUGACGAGGAAACAUUUAUAUAUGUUUUCUUUGCUUAUGUGAAGUUCAAUAGCUAUAUCUCUGUUUUAUAAUAAAUUGUUUUGUAUUUUAUCUAACUUGUGUGGAUAUCAACUUUUGUCUUAUCUGGUGAAGAGGAUACUAUAAUAGACAAUUGCUUGACUGAUUUCUGAUUCUUAAUGACCGUAAUUAGUUUAGCUAAAAUCAGUGUAUUCAUAUGCCUUGUCCUGUUGCUUCCUUUGAUAAUUCAUCUGAUUGCUAUCUUUGUGGUGCAAAUUGUCCAUUUUAGUAGCAUAAAUGGACGUAUAGCAUGUUGAUAUUGUAGAUAACAGCACAAAGCCUGAUGAAAGGUAACUGGUUCCUUCGAAGCCAGAGGACAAGCUAUUUGGAGAUCUCGUUGAUAUGGCUAAAGUGAAAUCGUCUGCAAAAUCUACUCCAGGCAGAGCUGGUAGCAUGUAGCAGUAGUAUUUGCCAACAAUGUUUUGCUUGUUAAGCUGAUUUCUUUUGAUUUUCUUAUUUCAAAAUUUUCUAUUAUACAUAUUUGGCAGUUUUUUCUGUUUGUGGCCGUGUAUUGGCACUACUUGUUUGGCAUUGAGAUCAUGUACAUUCUUUGUAAAGGGAAAGAAAAGGAAAUCUCCUCGACCUUUUAUCUCUUAUCGGGGCAGAACCGUUAAUAAGUGCACGUCAUUAAGUUGAUAUAA